UCUUCCUCCGACGCCCCGUCUGCUCUCCGUCCAAACAACUCGCUCUCCAACCGCAAGCCGGGAGUCCUGCCUGCCAACCUGGAGGAGAUGAAGGUGGCUGAGCUGAAGCUGGAGCUGAAGCUGCGCGGCCUCCCCGUGUCGGGAACUAAAACUGAUCUGAUCGAGCGGCUGAAGCCUUUCCAGGAGAACCACAACACCUCCGCUCCGAGCAACAACUCUAUCUCCACCACCAACAUGCAGAUGGAGGUCAAAACCAGUGUCCUUUCUCCACACGAGAACAUGAACCCAACAUCGCCACUCUCGCCAAUCCCCGCCGAGCGCUCCACCCAGGACGGAGGAAAACCUGAGACUCCGUCAUUUGAAACGCACAUGGUGACCUCCAACUGGACCCCCACCUUCCAGUCUUUCCAAAUCCCCCAGGAGAAGGACAGGCGGCUGCACGAGAAGGAGCAGCAGAUCGUGGAGCUGAUGAAGAAGCUGGAGCAGGAGCAGAAGCUGGUGGAGGAGCUGAAGAUGCAGCUGGAGGUGGAGAAGAGAGGCUGCUCCGCUGACUCUCCCACCGUCACCUCUCUACCUGCCGUGAAUCUCCUGAACUCUAACGUGGUCAAAAUGGAAGGAGCAGUGCUAUCAAACUGUGCAUCCACCACUGCUACCAUCCCUAAUCAGAUCCUGGGCUCCACCUCUCUCUCUCCUCGGCCCACCGUGGUGAAGUUGGAGGAUCUGACUGUUUCCUCUGGGAAGCCGAUCCAGAUUCAGACCCAGACGCAGCUCAUCUCUCAGAUCCAGCCCCAGAUCACCAGCAGGAGUCCCAACAUGCAGACCCAGCAGUUCUUCAUCAGCCACCAGGGCAGGGUGGUGCCUCAGACGCUGCUGACCACCACCGGACAGGCGGGGACUCAGAUCCUCCUCCCAGUGUCGCUGCCUAGCAACGCAACUGCCAUCCAGCUGCCCGGCAACACCGUCAGCCUGCAGCCUGUUCUGCAGACCACAGUCCAGAAUCCAGGCCUGGUGCACGCCUCGGGUCCUCAGCUGCAAACCACUAAGAUGGAGGCGUCACCAAGGCAACAGUUAACCAACAACAACAACAACUCCCUGCUGCAGACUCUGACGAUGUGCAAUAACUCUUCUGGUUUGGAGAACCAGACGAGGCCGGAUCUGAGUCCCCAGAGUUUCCUGAGAAGCUCGCCCGACAACAGAGUCUCUCCACGGGCUUCCCCCAACAGCCACACCUCCAACGGACCCCUCAACAAGGUACCUUCAGUCUGUACUAUAGCUGUAUACUGUUGGUUGUUUUAAUGAUUUAUUUUGAGACAUUUGCCCAUUGCUUAGACAAUUUUCCAC
Messenger RNA from Notothenia coriiceps (black rockcod), 1341 nucleotides. RefSeq names its product MKL/myocardin-like protein 2. The transcript is spliced from 4 exons. Bases 88 to 1296 code for a protein of 402 amino acids. NCBI's taxonomy places the organism in Eukaryota, Metazoa, Chordata, Actinopteri, Perciformes, Nototheniidae. Gene Ontology annotation, cellular component: nucleus. Gene Ontology annotation, molecular function: transcription coactivator activity. Gene Ontology annotation, biological process: positive regulation of transcription by RNA polymerase II; smooth muscle cell differentiation. The record is from RefSeq and is a predicted model, not a curated record.